Messenger RNA from Racocetra persica, 424 nucleotides. The record is from the annotation of a GenBank genome assembly. NCBI's taxonomy places the organism in Eukaryota, Fungi, Glomeromycota, Glomeromycetes, Diversisporales, Gigasporaceae.
UCAGAUUGUCAUUAUUCCCGGUUUAAAUUCUCGUGCAGUAAAUUCAUUGAGGAGCACACUUCAGAUUACCAUUAUUCCCGAUUUAGAUUCUCAUGUAGUAAAUUCAUUGAGAGACGCACUAUGUUUAUAUGGAAAAACGCUUAUACAAAGAAGUGGUUUUGUAUUUGUGCCUGUUAGAGGAACCACGAUGAAAAAAAUUAUCUGUGUUGAGAAUAGUUUGCUGCAAAAGAAAGUAUUGUUAAUGGGAUCAAAAACCAUCCACAGAUGGUAUAUUCAUCCCAUUCCUUAUGAAAUGACAAUUAAAGAUUUUUUUGUAAAACUUACAACUGGAGCGCUAUCUUUCGAAUAUAAUAUUGACACUAUAAACCCUGAAACAAUAGAACGCGUUGAGAUAAGCGAGAUACAGGACGCAACCACAACUCAA